This is a messenger RNA of Dermatophagoides pteronyssinus (European house dust mite), 1339 nucleotides long. RefSeq names its product putative acyl-CoA dehydrogenase 6. Gene Ontology annotation, biological process: fatty acid beta-oxidation using acyl-CoA dehydrogenase. The record is from RefSeq and is a predicted model, not a curated record. Lineage: Eukaryota; Metazoa; Arthropoda; Arachnida; Sarcoptiformes; Pyroglyphidae. Gene Ontology annotation, molecular function: acyl-CoA dehydrogenase activity; flavin adenine dinucleotide binding. Gene Ontology annotation, cellular component: cytoplasm.
GAUUUUUUUUAAUUACAAACAACAACAACAACAACAAAAUGUUCAAAAAACCUUUAUUUAAAUCAACAAUAAAUUUAUUGUUGAAUAAAAAUUAUAAUUCCAAAACCAUCAACAUUAAUAAAUCGAUAAUACGUACAGUAACAUUUUCAACUGAACAUGAUGAAUUACGUAAAACAUGUAAUCGUAUAAUUGAAAAAGAUAUUAAUCCAUUUGUAAAUGAAUGGGAAGCAAAAGGAAUGUAUCCAGCACAUGAAGUGUUUAAAAAAUUAGCCAAUGCAGGAUUAUUUGGUAUAACUCGUGAUCCAGAAUAUAAUGGACAUGGAUUGGAUUAUUCGUAUUCGGUUGCAUUUUUCGAAGAAUUGGCUAACAUAAAUUGUGGUGGUAUAGCGACUUCAAUCCUUGUACAUACGGAUAUGUCAUUACCAGCUCUGGUAAAUUUUGGAUCCGAUGAAUUGAAACGUGAAUUUCUUGCACCAUCAUUAUCCGGUGAUUAUGUUGCUUGUGUUGGUGUUUCCGAACCAUCAGGUGGUUCUGAUGUAGCUGCAUUACGAUCGUAUGCACGUCGUGAUGGUGAUGAUCUAAUUAUAAAUGGUAGUAAAAUGUGGAUUACAAAUGGUGCUCAAGCUGAUUUUAUGUGUAUGUUGGUUAAUACAAGUCAUGGUCCAGUUCAUCGAAAUAAAUCAUUAGUAAUUGUACCAUUAAAAAGCCCUGGCGUAACGGUAGCUAGAAAAAUCGACAAAAUUGGUUUACGUAGUUCGGAUACGGCUGAAAUUUUUUUCGAUAAUGUUCGUGUUCCAUAUCGUUAUAUAAUCGGUGAAGAAGGACAAGGAUUCAUGUAUCAGAUGAUGCAAUUUCAAGAUGAACGUCUUUGUGUUUCUAUAAAUGCCGUGAGUAUGAUGUUUCGUUUCAUACAAGAAACUAUUGAUUACUGUCGACAACGGAUGACAUUUGAUCAGCCAUUGAUCAAUAAUCAAUAUAUUCAUUUUCGUUUAGCCGAAUUACAAUCAGAUGUUGAAUGUUUAAAAUCACUUAAUUAUCGUGCUGCUGAUGAAAUGAUGAAUGGCGAAAAUGUUACGUAUUUAGCAUCUAUUGCUAAACUUAAAGCUGGUCGUCUUUCUCGUGAAGUUAUUGAUUCAUGCCUGCAAUAUUUUGGUGGUAUGGGUUUUACUGAAGAUUUACUUGUUGGCCGUGCAUAUCGAGAUAAUCGAGCUUUGUCAAUUGCAGGCGGUACCGAUGAAAUUAUGUUGGGCAUUAUUUCCAAUCUUAUGGGUAUAUUACCUAAAAAGCCACGAAAAGCAGAUGAAAAACUUGCAAAUAAAUCCUAAACAUUUUUAUUUAA